AUGAGCUACGAAAAUCACGCGAGCGUGUGGCUCUACAACAAAUCCGACUAUUAUUAUAAAGUUCGUGUACGUCACCAUUAUACGGACCAAGGAUACGAUGACUCGGGCUGGAAAAUGUUGAAGCCAGGCGGAGAAGUGGAGGUGUUCGAUUCGAUCACUUUUUGGACGGGCGUCUUCACCACAGGCGGUGACACGUGGAAAGUUGCUGGCCUGCGGAUGAAAGAAGUCAAAGGUACUUUCAAUUUUGGUUACCGUUUUUGUAUUAAACACGGUCUCCCUCAGAGCUGACAAUGGGCGCGCAAGUGCGCCCCCCGCCCAAUAGAGCGAUUGGCGCGAAAUUCAAAUUUUAACCGCCAAAUUUUUGUGUUUUUUGCCAGUUUAGCCACGAAAAAUCGAUAAUUUCUCAUUUUUCUCUCGAUAGACCGAUUGUAGAGGUUAUUGCGCAUUUUUUAAGCGCAAGAGCGUCAAAUUUGGUCAAGUCGCACAUCACAUUUAUCCGUUUGAAGGUUUUUGGCUAAAACUGCGUGAAUUUAAGUUGCUUUUCGGUAGUUUUCGCGGUUUGAGCGCUCAAGAUGCUUGUAUUUACGUGAUUUAUCAUUCUCAAAACCAAUUCUGUCGGAAAACGGUCAAGAAAGCGCAAAAUGAAAAGUGUGGUUUUGAGGCGGCGAAGGCGAAAAAGCAAAGUCGGCGAAAAAUGCGCCAAAACGUCAUUAAUUCUGAGAAUUAGUGUGUUUUCAUGUCGCGCAAUCAUUUUUCAUCGCCGUUGACCGCAAAAAUCAGAGAAAACCUGCUCAAUUUAUGAAAACACCGUUUGGCCGAGGCCACGCCCAUAUUAUCAGCUAAAGAGUGUGAUUGCAGAGGAAAACGAGCUGACGUUCAAAUUCGACGGAAAAGUGUUGAGUGUCGACGCGAUGGACACGAUUUACGAGGGAGAUUGGUACGAUCACAUGCUCCAUCCGAGUGACGACGGAAAAACUGUGUGCGUCUAUGUUCGCUCCAAGGAUCUGGUCACGAUCGAAUCGCCCAGUCACACUUCCGAAUGUCAAUUCCUUAAUUUGUUUGAUUAUUAUUAG
Caenorhabditis sp. 36 PRJEB53466 is the source of this 1073-nucleotide messenger RNA. NCBI's taxonomy places the organism in Eukaryota, Metazoa, Nematoda, Chromadorea, Rhabditida, Rhabditidae. The record is from the annotation of a GenBank genome assembly.